AUGUCUAGUUUAAAGCGGCUAUUUGGUGCUCCUAAGAAGGCAGUUACCCAAGAGACAGCUGCAGAAGCAUUGCAGACAGCGGAGGAGCAGCUAAAUAAGAAGCAGCUUUUCUUGGAGAAGAAAAUAAAUGAAGAGAUUGCCAAAGCCAAAAAAUUUGGUUUGAAAAACAAACGUGCUGCAUUGGAAUGUUUGAGAAAAAAGGCUUUGUAUGAGAAGCAGUUGGAAUUAAAUGAUGGUGCUCUCAUGAAGCUCCAAGCUCAGCGCAAUGCCCUUGAUAGUGCAUUGAUGAAUAAGAAUAUUCUGGACACAAUGAAGACGGUCAACUCGGCUAUGCGGGGCAUUCAUAAGGACAUGGACGUCGAUAAGGUUCAUGAUUUAAUGGACGAUGUCAAUGAGCAGCAGGAUAUUGCCAAUGAAAUUGCCGCCGCUAUUUCCAUGCCCACGGGCCCUGACCUAGUUGACGACGAUGAACUUCUUCGCGAGCUGGAAGAGCUUGCAGAGGAAGAUGUUGCUGAAAAGCUCCUCGACGUUCAUAAUGUUGACGAGCUUCCCUCCAUCCCUGUUGGCGAACCUACUCGCUCUAAACCUAAGGCCUCGAAAAAAGCCGAGGAAGCUUCAGAAUUAGCCAAUUUGGAGAUGUGGUCGGCGUGA
Messenger RNA from Echinococcus granulosus, 651 nucleotides. Its product is annotated as Charged multivesicular body protein 4a. Lineage: Eukaryota; Metazoa; Platyhelminthes; Cestoda; Cyclophyllidea; Taeniidae. The transcript is spliced from 5 exons. Gene Ontology annotation, biological process: late endosome to vacuole transport via multivesicular body sorting pathway; vesicle budding from membrane. Gene Ontology annotation, cellular component: ESCRT III complex; multivesicular body; cytoplasmic side of plasma membrane. The record is from RefSeq and is a predicted model, not a curated record. The coding region runs from base 1 to 651 and encodes 216 amino acids.